Messenger RNA from Lathyrus sativus (Indian pea), 240 nucleotides. The record is from the annotation of a GenBank genome assembly. Lineage: Eukaryota; Viridiplantae; Streptophyta; Magnoliopsida; Fabales; Fabaceae.
AUGGUUGGAUCACUGCAAACUGGAUCAGAAGUGAGGGCUAUGGCAGUGAGUUCAGAAUUAAUUUAUUUGGGGUGCAAGGGAGGUGUUGUAGAAAUUUGGGAUAAGAAGAAACACAUUAGAGUUGAGACGUUACAGUUGGGUACAAAUUGUAAGGCUAAUUGCAUGAGUCUAGACAGCAAUGAAGAAAUGUUAGUGAUUGGAACUUUAGAUGGCCAAAUUCAGGCUUGGGAAAUGACUUAA